ACAUUUUUUUCACAAAAAAAUCAAAUGACGCGCUUGAUCUGAAACCGAAAUGUCCCCAGAUUUUCCUAAAAGUGACGACGCCAUUUUCGUUAGUUGUUGAACGCAAUAAAUCGCUUCAGUGUAUUUUCCAUCAAAUUCAAGAAAAUUAAACAUCAAAAAAGAUGGCCAGCCGCAAAAAAGUCCUGUUAAAAGUCAUCAUUUUGGGCGACUCAAGUGUCGGAAAAACGUCUCUGAUGAAUCAGUAUGUUAACCGAAAAUUCUCCAAUCAAUACAAAGCAACGAUCGGUGCUGAUUUCCUCACGAAAGAAGUGACAGUCGAUGACCGGUCCGUCACGAUGCAAAUCUGGGACACCGCGGGACAAGAACGCUUCCAGUCGCUCGGGGUGGCCUUCUACCGGGGCGCCGACUGCUGCGUUUUGGUGUUUGACGUGACGGCCCCAAACACGUUCAAGUCUCUGGACAGUUGGCGCGACGAGUUUUUGAUUCAGGCGUCGCCCCGUGAGCCCGAGAAUUUCCCGUUUGUGCUUCUGGGCAAUAAAGUGGAUCUAGAGCCGCGCGCUAUAUCGUCGAAACGGGCGCAACAGUGGUGCCAGAUGAAGAACAACAUACCCUAUUUUGAAACCUCAGCGAAAGAAGGACUCAACGUGGAGCAGGCGUUUUUGGCAAUUGCGAAAAACGCACUAGCUCAACAAAACUCGACCGUUGAUCUUUAUAACGAAUUCCCCGAUCAAAUCAAACUCACUAAUACUAAUAAGCCGAGUAGUAAUGGAGAUUCUUGCGCAUGUUAGGUUGGGUUCUUCUGCUCAAUGUGAUAUAACUUUUUUUCUUUGGUUUACGCAACUCACCGAAAUUGUUGAUUUACAUGAAUUGUGUAAAUACAAUUGUUACGAAAGAAUUUUUUAUUGUAUACUUUUUGCUUUUGUAGAGAAUUUCUAUCGGCAGUAAAGGUUUUCCGUCAGUUAAGUUUUAUUAUCAUCAAAUAUCGAGUGUUCUGUGUUGUAGGCUAAUUAUUUAUAGUAAAUAGGAGAUUUAUAUAUUUUUUUUAACCAUUAAAUACAAUUUUUCUGUAGAAUAUAUCAUAAAAUUUGUAUAUUAUAUAGACGUUAUUAAGUAUAAAUAUGUAAUGGUACAGA
Messenger RNA from Tribolium madens (black flour beetle), 1133 nucleotides. RefSeq names its product ras-related protein Rab-7a (gene Rab7). The transcript is spliced from 3 exons. The record is from RefSeq and is a predicted model, not a curated record. Gene Ontology annotation, biological process: phagosome-lysosome fusion; endosome to lysosome transport. Gene Ontology annotation, cellular component: late endosome; phagocytic vesicle; lysosome. Lineage: Eukaryota; Metazoa; Arthropoda; Insecta; Coleoptera; Tenebrionidae. Gene Ontology annotation, molecular function: GTP binding; GTPase activity. The coding region runs from base 162 to 788 and encodes 208 amino acids.